GCCAGCGUGGAUGUCACACGGGUGUCAAAUAAAAAAGCUGAAUGACGUUAUUCAUGUAAUGUAAAAAAAUAUACACAUUCGUAAUAAUUAUUAAGUUGUGCAACAAUGAAUCUCAUUCAAGUGAAAGCGAGGCCGUAUUUAUUUAAGAUGCUUUUUAUUUUUACACUUGCAUUUACUAUAGUUGCAACAGCGGAUUUAACAUACAAAGUUAAUGAUAAAAAUUAUAUUGGUAUAAAGCCAGAGUUUAUUGCCUAUGAUCACGUCCGUGAACGACGUGACGUCGACAACGCUUCUGUGCCUGCCGCGCCUGCCACAACAAAUGCUUCCAAUUCAGGGGCUUCCUCUAUUACGUCUACCACCGUGCCUACACAAACUAUCAACACAUCGGGUGCAAAAUUGUCACCACCAACGGACAUAUCGAAGAUUCCACUCCUUGGUGUCAACGGUUCAGGGAUUUUACACGUCGAUGUUAACACAAAUAACCCCAAAGUGAGCGAACCGAUCACGCCAGAUGAUAACACGACUGAUGUGUUCAAAGAAACUCCUGAAACUAUAAAGGCUGAACACAAUAUAAGUAAUCUCACUUAUGAUAACCACAACUUUUACAAUAGUACAUUCAUUGGGGAUCCGGAAACCUUUCGGCAGUAUUGGGCCAACAUAACAGCGCCAAAGGCGGAAAUACAUGAUGUGCUGAGUAACUCACACCGACGCGCGAUGACAAUCAAGACGAAGUUCCCGUUCCCGUUCUACGGGCAUCCCGUUACUAACAUGACAGUUGCGACGGGCGGAUUCAUCUACAUGGGCGACCAAGUGCACAAUUGGCUCGCGGCCACUCAGUACAUAGCCCCACUCAUGGGCAACUUCGACACCACGCUCACUAAUGACAGCUUCGUCAAAAUGUACGACGACGGUGAGAAAUUCACUGUAUUCUGGGAGAAUGCCACCCUCCGACAAGACGUUGAGAAGAAGUUUACUUUCGCUUUGACGCUGUAUAAGAAUGGUGACAUCAUAUUCGCGUAUAAGGACAUUCCUCUACCGGUGAAAGACAUCAUUGAUAGCGAACAUCCAGUGAAAGUUGGCAUCAGUGACGCCUACUUAACCGACAAGUUCCACUACCAUGUGAGACGCAAGACAAUCUACGAAUACCACCGUGUAUCGUUCAAAAACUAUGAAAUCACAAACAACACCAUCCUCAAACUGAUAGCACUUCCAACGUGUCUACAGUACGACUCGUGCCAGAGCUGUGCUAACCACGAAACCGGAUUCAAAUGCCUUUGGUGUGAUCAAAUCCAACUGUGCUCAAGUGGGACGGAUCGCAAUAAGCAGGAUUGGAUUCUGAGACAUUGCGACAAGUCCGCCAUAUCCAACGAGACGUCGUGCCCAGCGACCGCGCACGUUGACGCGCCCGACGGCUCCGGCAAAAUCGUGUACACGACCGACACCAGGCAGUCGCCCACGCACGACACGGCCAUCGUGACCACGGGCGCCGUGAACUCGGAGCCAGCCGCCAAGGCGGCGACGGCGGUUAAGGCAGCGGCGGUGGCGGCCAGCAAUCCUGCAGAAGAGGUGCACCACGCCUCGUCGCCAGUGGGCGGCGUGGUGGGCGCUUUCGUCGCUGUGGCUUUGGUGUGUAGCUUCGCCGCAUGGACGCUGUACGCGUUCAAGAACCCACACACACGCAGCGGACAGCUCCUCAUUAAGUACCGUCCGUCCACUUGGAGCUGGCGCCGCGGCGAGGCGCGUUACACAGCCGCUACCAUACAUAUGUAAUGAAAAAUAACCCUUAUGUUAUAAUAGGUAUAACGCACAUAUCACAUGCGUUUGUUACGCGUGCCGCAAUGCGGAUGGAACAGUGCUUCUUAAUAUUUACAAAACAGCGUUACUGCAUCCAUACAUAUACAACUGGGUACACCUAGUUAUUGACGUAUAUCAAUACAAUACACGUACUAAGGCCCGGUUUGUACAAACCACCGGCUAACGUAACAGGUAAAAAUUUUAAGAUGCGUACGAACUUAACCGACAGUUAUCUCACUAGCGUUGCUUUGUGGUAGAAGCAACAGUUCGACGAUGUCAUUCGGGUUGCCAUUUUAUUUUACAAGGGCAUUUAGCCUAUUGUUAUGACCCGUCCGAUCCCGUAAUGUGCAUUUGCCGAACAUGUUAUACAUGUUUUAACCUAGUUUCGAAAUACCUAACAUGAAAAUAGUUAUUAUAUAUAUUCUCUAUUCGCUACGUAUCAUUCAGGUUGAAUAAUUGGAUUUCAAUAUUUGGUGGAAGCGGGCUAUACUUUGCGGAAUCUCAUUAUGUGAACAUGAGUGCGUUUUGGAAGAACUGUUUGCUAGAAAGAUUGAAGAAAUUAUAAAUUGCACCGUGCUGAUAUUCGCAGAUUAUAGUUUAUGAAGCGUAACGCUCAUUACAAUUGAAUUCAGUUGGGUAUACGUUAGCGACAACCAUUGCUUCAGUCAGCACAGGUUGAUGGCGGAUGUUGGAACAAUACUGUGUUUGGUUUACAUUGGUUGGCACCAUAGUUAUAAGUUCCGUCAAAGCUUAAGAUUAAAUUAAGUUAAAGUUUACUGACCGCAACCGGGCCUAGUACCAGACUAAAACUAGUUGAAAUCGCACUCCGAAAUUUAGCCGUAACAUAUUACAUACCUGGUUAAGAAUCACUGUGCUAUCUAAGAUUUCUACAUGCCUUGUUUUUCGAUUACUUAUUAAUUUUUUAAUCGUGCGAAUAAUAUAUCACUUGUAUAUUCCGGCGAAUGGUGCCUUCUUAUGGAAAUUAUGACGAAUCAAAAAGACUAUUGAAUCAGUAUGAUGAAUGUAUGUAUAUAUUUUUGAUGCCUUUAUGUAUUACAUUAAAAUUGUAUUAAAUAUUCGGUAUUAAAUUUUUUUAUAAUUGUUUGAAAAGAAAAGUUAUUACUUGUAUUAAUUUUACUAGAAAUUUUAUUAAAAGGAAAACUAACAUUGAAACGGACUAUAAUUAAGUCGAAUAGAAAAAAAUAUAUUAUAUAUCUAUAUUUUUUAGAUGCCUUUAUGUAUUACAUUAAAAUUGUAUCUAAAUAUUUGGUAUUAAAUAUUUUAUAAUUGUUUGAAAAGCAAAGUUAUUACUUGUAUUAAUUGUACUAGAAAUUUUAUUCAAAGGAAACUAACAUUGAAACGGACUAUAAUUAAGUCGAAUAGAAAAGAAAAUGUUGCUCAAUUAUUCAGAUUAAAGCCACGUGGCGAUCUGCGCUUAUCCUAAAAUUCCUAGCGUCAUACUUAUGAUAAAAUAUAUAUCACGUAACAUGUUCAUUUAAUAUGUGCCUUCGAGUUCCGUAAGACUUUUCUAUCAUAUUUACAACAUGUUCAGUAAAUAAGUUCCUUUGUAUUCUGUAAGAAUUUAUCUAUGAUAAACAUAUCAUGUAAAAUUAUCAUUUAAAGUGCCUUCGAGUUCCGUAAGACUUACCUAUCUAUCAUAAAUAUAUAAUGUAACAUGUUUAUUUUAUACGUUUAUACAAGUUGCGUAAAAAUUAACCUAUGAUAUAUACGUCAUGUUACAUUUUAAUUUAAUAAGUGCCUUUGUAUUUUGUAUGACUUUAUCUUUGAUAUAAAUAUAAUGUAACAUGUUCAUUAAAUAAAAGUCUUUAAGUUCCUUUUGCUAAGACUUGUUACGUCCUAAAUUGUAUAACAUUAUAAAUACUAACGUAGAAAUUUUUAAUAUACGCUAUCAAAGAGUAAUAAUAAAGAAGGCAGCUAUUUUAUAACUCACGGGAUCGGCAGGCACGAUAUUAUUUACCGCCACUGCUAUUUGUGCCGCUUUCUAUGAUAAGCAUAUUAUAAUAAGAUAUGUAAUAGUGAAACUUCAAUAUCUUUUAAACAAUAGUGAUAUAAAGUACAAUUCUAAAUUACAAAAUUUCACUAAAUCUAAAAUCUAAUACAAUGCAUGAAUCUAAUUAUUUAGCCCAGAUUAUUACUAGAUCUUUGUUGCCGAUAGUGCGAUAUUUCUGUAAAGAACGCAAUAAAACCCGGGGGGAGAUGUCUAAUCUUCCGCCAAAAUUACCGCAGCUAAAGUAAUUCAUUAGCUUUCAACUUUUAAAUGCUACUUGUUUACCUAAACAGUUUGCAUGGAAGUUAUUUUAUUACGCCUGUCCACGGAAAAUCUAUGUGUUUCUAGAUAGAGGCAGCGUAGCAUUUCACGUAGUAGUUUUUUUGCGCGCUACUGUAGCUAUGUCUGAAUAUUAGCAAUCUCUUAAUAUUGAAAGUAUAACCAAAAUUCUUGCGGGAUGCAUCGUCGAAAAUUUUCUUAAAAUAAUGAUGUUUAAAAUAUAUAUCUAAAUAAACACUACCAGAAUAUAAUAUGUAAUAUUAUAUUGCAGUAACAUGGAUAUUAAUCCAUUAAAAUACAGCAUUAUACAAACACUAUAAAAUUCAUGAAAUGUGAAACUAAAAAGUUAUAAAAUCGGGCAUAAUAAACAUUUUUUUAAAUUGUUUUUAAACAAAAUUGUUAAAUUUACUCAUAUGCAUUGCUUUCUAAGAAAAUUAUUAUACUGUUAUCAAAACUCUAGCAUAUAAGCAUGGUGUUCAGUAUACUAUAGUUGAGAAGUCGAAUUCUGUUUACAUUGUGGACUUUUCUUUGUAAUAUUGUUUUGGCUGUUUUUCGUAACUCUCUUUUAGAGUUUUCACAGUGCACUAUGAACUAAUUUUACUAUAUUGUAUACAUCGCUGGAAUAAUAAUAGUUAGGAUAUAUUAUACAGUGGAUAUUAGAGUGAUAUUAAAUAUAGAAUAUUAUAUUAAUUUUAUUACCCUCUUAUUUUGUCUACCCUUGUUUUCUUUUGUAAUACGAAUCGAUAGAGAACACCAAAGAUGUUUGUUAAAAAGGGAACAAAACAGUUAUUUGUUAAUAUGGUGUGCUUCAGAUAAAAAUGUUCUUAUGUAAUCACUUAUAUUCAUGCAGCUUAGCAUAGCAGCUUUUAUGUUAUCAAACAUUUACUAUAUAAUUACUUUUACUAUAUACACUUAGGUCCACUAUCAAGUUUAAUUGUAUUUUUAUUUUAUAUAAAUAAAAAGUAAAUUAUAUUUAUUUAAGGGACCAAUAAUGAUUUCUUAAUAAAUGUACCGUUAAUUAAA
Molecule: messenger RNA, 5104 nt
Organism: Pararge aegeria (speckled wood butterfly)
Lineage: Eukaryota; Metazoa; Arthropoda; Insecta; Lepidoptera; Nymphalidae
Product: plexin domain-containing protein 2
Exons: 12
Coding region: 106-1770 (554 amino acids)
Source: RefSeq, a predicted model, not a curated record